GUUCCAUCUUCUAGAACUGAAUAGGCUAGCGAGAGAAGAAGAACGCCGCUCGAAGCCAAGCUCCGCCGGCUCCCCACCCCCCACAGCAUGCCUUCCAGGCCCUAGCCGCUCAGAUCUGAGCGCCUCACCCUCGCCCUCGCCGAUGGCUUCCUACGAGAUGGAGUUGGCUUGGCACCUCCUCACGGUGCUCGUCCGCCUCGGCCGCGCCGCCGCCGCCUCGGACCUCGCGGCCGCCGCCGCCGCUGUGUCCCUCUCCGUCUCACCGGAUUUAGUCGAGCGGAUCUGUCGUAUCCCCGAGUCUCCGCUGCGAAUCUCCGGCGGCGGUGUGGUGACAAUCUCUGAGACGGCCGUCCUGACAUUUCUGAGGUUCCUGGGGUGGGAUGUCCAGGCCCCGAGGAUGCGAUUGAGGCAUCCCGAGGUGAGGAGGUGGCGAGGGGAGGUGUACCAGCGCAAGCGGAAAGUGUCGGACGCGAGCUGCCUCAGCAGGAAGAGGCGCCGACUACUGGCGCCGGACGCAGAUUUGAUGGAACACAGCGAGCAUCAAUUGAAUCAGCUGGUUGCACAAAUCUGUGCCCCUGCUGCUAUUGGAGAGGUACAUUUGGAGGUUAUGGAACAGUUGCGGGAUAGGCUUCCCACUCUCAGCACAUUUAUUGGUGAACCUUCCUUAGGGUUCUCAACUGGGGUUACUCUUGUUCCCAAUUUCGCUAAAAUUACAAUGCUGUGUCUUCAACCCAAACUUGACCAGUCUCUUAGCGGUGAUGAUGGCACAGUUCUGAGGAACAUGGCUUUAGCGCUGGUUCCAGAACAUUUUUCAGAUUGUUCUGUCAAUCUUCCUCCACUUGAUGCUGAGAAAUCAAAAAACAUCGAUGCAAAAGCUGAUGGUAGAAGUAGUAGGAUUGAUGAAUCUGAACAAGCUUCAUUCCUUAAGUGUAGAGUAGAGGAUAGUGAUGAUCUACAAAAUGUGACUAUCUGUCCCAUGACUAUUCGUGCUGUUGUAGCUGGGGAAAGCAAAAUUGGUGCUGAUGAAGACGUAAAUCUUGUUUGCAAAAAUCCAGGCAGCUCAAUCAAUUAUAAAACGAAACAAGCAGAUAGUAUAGAGGCAUUUGAUAUGAUUCCAAAUCAAGCAGAUGCUCUACAGUACAACUGCCCAAAUGCUGGUCAUCAUGAGAGUGUCUCAGCUUGUGGUCAGGAAAUGAGUCCACUUGGUGCUACUACAUGUGCAGAAGUUUGUAAGGAAAAGACAGCACAAAUUUUGUUCCAGCCUCCUAUGGACACCAAAGCUAGAUCUAUAGCACCUCAAAUGAACAGAAAUAGUGAACCUGAAGCAUUGCCGCAAGAAGGUACAAGGUAUGACUGUAUUGACACGAGGAACCCAAACAUUGUUGAUGAAAAUAGAGGAAGCAAAUAUCUAAAUCAUGGAGAGCAGGCCUUGAAUGAGGCGGAAGCCAAUAUACUCAAGAAUGGUCAGGAUCAAAUAGUUGUGAAGAAAAACGUGAAGAGCAAGAAAAAUGAACAGCCCAAAGAAGAUAAGGACUGCUUUGCAACAAAGGCUCAAAAGGGCCAUGUAGUGCCAAAACCACUUCCUAGCUUCAAGGGUUUUGUCAUAGAAGAGGAGGAAGGGUCUGGAGGUUACGGGACUGUUUACAGGGCUCGGAGGAAAAGAGAUAUAUUUGCUAUAAAAUGUCCUCACCCAAAUGCUCAUCCACACCAUGUUAACAAUGAACUAAAGAUGUUGGAGCGUUUUGGAGGCAAAAACUGUGUGAUUAAAUAUGAAUGCUCUUUGAAAAGUGGUGACCUAGAGUGCUUUGUUCUAGAACAUGUUCAGCAUGACCGACCAGAGAUUUUAAAAAAGGACAUAGGUUUGCUUGAGUUGCAGUGGUAUGGGUACUGUCUGUUCAGAGCUCUCGCAAGCUUACAUAGAGAGUGGGUAGUGCAUAGAGAUGUCAAACCUGGGAACUUCCUCUUCUGUCGCAAAGUGAUGAGGGGGUAUCUUAUUGACUUCAACCUGGCAAAUGAUCUCCACCAGAAGUUCUUGAAAAACUGUAAAUCUGAGACAAUUUCAUGUGGGAAGGAUACCACAUCUCAAACUGUAUCAAAAUUCACCCCAGUAGUUCAUGCCACGGAAGCAGCUGCUGAUUCAAAGCAACCUCUUCCUUUGAAGAGGAAAAGAUCCAGUAGAAGCCCAGUGGAUAGUGCACCUAAGAUCGACAAUAAAAGUAAGCAUGGUAACCAAGCUGCUGAUGUAUCUGGUGUAACCUCUGCGAAGGAUCCUACAAGCACAAAAGCAUCACUAGAUAGGUUAAAGCAGCCAGUGCCUUACAAAGGGCGAAAGGAAUUAAUGAACUUCUUGCAUGAGACAAUGCAAAGUCCCAACAAAAAUACUGUGCCUCCUCCUGUUUCCCAAAGGAAGAGGGUCGCUGCUCCUUUUGGUAAUGUGGAUCGAAAGCUCUUUAUGCUGACUCCAAUGCCUCUGCGUUCUGGUGGUAGUGCUGUUGCUGGUUCUGGCAUGUUAAACAACAAAGUUGUAGGACAUGGAAAACAUCGAAGAGAAGGUCCGUGUGUUGGAACUAAAGGAUUCCGGGCUCCAGAGGUUCUCUUUAGGUCUUUCCACCAGGGUUGUAAAGUUGAUGUCUGGUCAGCUGGGGUGACGCUUCUGUACUUCAUAAUUGGCAGAACACCUUUUGGUGGAGAUCCUGAACAAAACAUCAAGGAAAUAGCGAAGCUGAAAGGCAGUGAAGAGCUAUGGGAAGUAGCAAAAUUGCACAACUGCGAAUCUUCAUAUCCAUCAGAUCUCUUUGAUGUCAAAUCGUUGCACUCGGUGGAUCUAAGGCAGUGGUGUGCAGCCAAUACACGCAGGCCAGAGUUCCUCAAAUCAAUACCGCAAUCAUUUUUUGACCUGGUGGAUAAGUGCCUGGCUGUCAACCCCAGGUGCAGGCUCAGUUCAGAGGAUGCGCUCAUGCAUGAGUUCUUUGCUCCAUGCCGUGAUAGCUCCAGAAAGCUCAAGAUGCUUAGGAGGUCAGCUGGUUCUGAUGCUGCAUCUUCAUCGUCAAACCAGAACCCAGCGCUCCCCGCAAAACAAUCUUAGCGCUCGUUCCACCGUACAGACCUGUACUAACACACCUGUAAUAUGAUUGUCGUUGCUAAUUACAGGCAAGAAAAUAGCCUAAACACUCGUGCUAGCUCUACUGCAGUAUUUGAGUUGGAAUCGUGUACAGCGAGUAUGUGAUGUGUGUGUUUUUAACUGUACUUUGUUUUUGUUCGUGGACUUGCCUCUGGAAUCCGUAGCUUUGCUUCAUGAAGUGUUCAAUACUUUCGCCUA
Molecule: messenger RNA, 3319 nt
Organism: Panicum virgatum (switchgrass)
Lineage: Eukaryota; Viridiplantae; Streptophyta; Magnoliopsida; Poales; Poaceae
Product: probable serine/threonine-protein kinase cdc7
Exons: 15
Coding region: 143-3085 (980 amino acids)
Biological process (GO): protein phosphorylation; mitotic DNA damage checkpoint signaling
Cellular component (GO): nucleus
Molecular function (GO): protein serine/threonine kinase activity; ATP binding
Source: RefSeq, a predicted model, not a curated record